This is a messenger RNA of Acanthoscelides obtectus, 269 nucleotides long. The record is from the annotation of a GenBank genome assembly. NCBI's taxonomy places the organism in Eukaryota, Metazoa, Arthropoda, Insecta, Coleoptera, Chrysomelidae.
AAAUAGCUUUGUAGAAUUUACACUAACAAUGAUAAUUUGAACAUAUGCAAAAAACUAUAGUUAUUGGACGCUGAAAAUCCAGUUAUUGGACGGGUAUUAUCUAAUGUGGUAUAAUCAUUUGUAAAAUGCUUUUUUUGACUGAUUAUAUUUGUCGUAUAAUUGAUCGACUUCCUUAUCGUCAAUAUCUUCACAAUCCUCGUCACUAUCACUCAAUCUGUAGCAGUUAUGACAUAUGUAUAAAUCGUCAUCGCUAGUCAUGUUAUGUGCGU